UCAAGCUGUCGAUGAAAGAUUGUGUAAGGACCACAGGGUAGUGGCUACAGGAGUCUCUCUGGAUACAACUCUGCUUUGUGUUUCUUUCCUAUCCCCCCCUCCCCUCUCUCUCUCUCUCUCUCACUCUCUCUCCUCUCCUGGAAGAAGCAGGACAUAAAUACAGACUUCCACAAUGGAUAUUGGGAAAACGAACGUCAGCAUCAAUAAGGCCAUUAACGCACAGGAAGUUGCUGUGAAGGAAAAACAUGCCAGAACAUGUAUUCUGGGUACGCAUCAUGAAAAGGGUGCUCAAACCUUCUGGUCAGUGGUGAACCGGUUGCCUCUGUCCAGCAACGCAGUCCUUUGUUGGAAAUUUUGUCACGUAUUUCACAAGCUGCUUCGAGAUGGACAUCCAACUGUUCUUCAGGACUCCAUACGAUACAAAAAUGAGCUUAGUGACAUGAGCAGAAUGUGGGGUCAUUUAAGUGAAGGUUAUGGGAAACUGAGCUGCACCUACCUCAAGCUACUAAUAACAAAGAUGGAAUUCCACAGUAAGAAUCCCAGAUUCCCAGGCAACCUUCAGAUGACAGACAGACAACUCGAGGAAACAGGGGAAAAUGAUGUAAAUAAUUUUUUUCAGUUGACAGUGGAAAUGUUCGAUUAUCUGGAGUGUGAGCUCAACAUUUUUCAGGCAGUUUUUAGUUCUCUGGACAUGUCAAGAUCAGUCUCCGUAACAGCGGCUGGCCAGUGUCGGUUGGCACCUCUAAUUCAGGUUAUUCUUGACAGCAGCCACCUCUAUGAUUACACAGUUAAACUUCUCUUCAAGUUACAUUCCUGUCUCCCAGCUGACACAUUGCAAGGUCAUAGAGAUCGGUUUCAUGAACAGUUUAAAAAACUUAAAGAAUUAUUUUAUAUAUCCAGCAAUUUACAAUAUUUCAAGCGACUGAUCCAGAUUCCACAGCUUCCAGAGAAUCCUCCAAACUUCCUGCGAGCCUCAGCUCUAUCUGAACAUGUCAGCCCUGUUGUAGUGAUACCUGUCGAGUCUACCUCCCCUGACAGUGAGCCGGUUGUGGAAACUGAUGAAUUGGUUGAGAUGGAUCCAUCAUCCCAACAGAAUUUAUUUGAGAAUAAAUUUGAUGACCUCUUUGGAAGUACUGGCCCCACUGACCCAUUCAAUUUUAAUAAUCAGAAUGGAAUGUCGAAGGAUGAAAGGGAUAAGUUGAUUGACCAACUCUACAAGGAGAUUGCAGCUCUGAAGGAUGAGUUGGCGAGUUUUAAAGCAGAGAGCAAACGCCUGAUCUUACAGCUGAGGGGACGCAUCAAUGAGUUGGAGGCUGAGCUGGCCGAGCAGCAACACCUGAAACAGCAGGCUUUGGAUGAGAAUGAGUUUGUGAAGGCUGAACUCGAGGAGGUGAAAAAGAAGCAGGAUGUCACGGAGAAAGCCCAGAGGAGCCUCACAGAAAUCGAACGAAAAGCUCAAGCUAAUGAACAAAGGUACACAAAGUUGAAGGAGAAGUACACUGAACUGGUUCAAAACCAUGCAGAUUUGCUCCGAAAGAACGCAGAGGUCAUGAAACAAAUGACUUUGUUUCGUCAGACGCAGGAAGACAUGGAACAGAUGAAGAAGGAGCUGGAGGAAACAGUGCAGCAGCUGGAAGACAGCAUGGAGCAGAAAGAACAGGAGCAGACUCACAAAUUAGACGCUCUACAGGAAAAGCUGCAAUCCAGGAAUGCAGAAGUUCUAUCUUUGAAAAGCACCCACGAGGACUCAAAACAGACGAGCACUGUGAUGGCAUCAACCAUUGAAUCGCUGGCGUCAGAGAAGACGGCUCUAAGUCAGGCUGUGGAUGAGAAGGAGAGCACAUUAACUCUGCUGCGGGGCGAGCUGGAGCAGGCGAAGGAGGCCCUGACUGCGGAGAAGGACAGCACGAAUCGAACGGUCGAGGGGCUGCAAAAUCAGCUGAAUGAAAAGGAGAGCCAUGAGCAAGCUCUGGAGAAGCAGCUGCUCGAUGAACAGUUUGCUCUUCUGCGCUCUGCAGUCGAGGAAGCGGAGGGAAUCAUUCAGGAUGCACUGAAUAGGUUGGAGGACCCACUUCAUUUUGGCUGCACCAGUUCUGCAGAUUAUCUCAUAACAAGAGCUCAAGCUACACAGGAUUCCCUCAGCAGACUACAGAAUGGGCAUACAAAGUACCUGGCUGACAAAAAAGACGCUAGCCCUCUGCUGCAGUCAGUGACCCUCUUUACCCAUUUGAUGAGUGACACCAUUGUUCAAGGUAGCGCCACAUCCCAUAUGGUUCCAAUGGAGCAGGCGGAUAACCUGUUGGAUGCGUGUAAGCGGUGUGGCAGUGACGUGCUCUCGUACUUCUCCAAUUUGAAGGACUCUACAACACUGAGCAUUGCAGAUUGCACAAAAGUGAGAGAGAGUCUGAACCAGAUAAACGCCAUCGCAGAGGAACUGAGGCCCAAAGGAAGAGACAUCAAACAAAAAGAACUGGGUGACCUUGUGGAGCAGGAGAUGUGUUCCACAUCAGCAGCUGUAGAGGCAGCUACUGCGAGGAUAGAGGAAAUGCUGAACAAGUCAAGGGCAGGAGACACCGGUGCAAAGCUGGAGGUGAAUGCGAGGAUCCUUGAAUCUUGCACAGGCUUGAUGCAUGCUAUCAAAGUGUUGGUUCUGUCAUCGAAGGAUCUACAGAGAGACAUAGUGGAGAGUGGAAGGGGGGCAGCGUCCCAGAAGGAGUUUUACGCCAAGAACUCCCGAUGGACUGAAGGCCUCAUCUCUGCAUCAAAGGCUGUAGGCUGGGGAGCCACUGUAUUGGUGGAUGCUGCAGACUUGGUUGUCCAGGGAAAGGGGAAGUUUGAAGAGUUAAUGGUGUGUUCUCAUGAGAUUGCAGCCAGUACAGCACAACUGGUUGCUGCCUCCAAGGUAAAAGCAGAUAAAGACAACUGUAACCUUGGAAGGCUGCGGGAAGCGUCCAAGGGUGUUAACGAAGCCACAGCCAAAGUAGUGGCUUCCACCAAAUCGGGAAAGUUCCAGAUUGAGGAGAAAGAUACAAUGGAUUUCUCCAGCAUGACACUGACACAAAUCAAGCGACAGGAAAUGGAUUCGCAGGUUCAUGUUCUAGAACUGGAAAGUCAGCUACAGAAAGAGAGGGAGCGUCUGGGUGGAUUACGGAAAAAGCAUUAUGAGCUGGCAGGAGUCUCUGAAGGCUGGGAUGAAGAUACCAAAUAGGUGCUGAGUGAAGAAUGAGACACGGAGAUUGUGAGAAUGUAUCCUCCAAUCAAAGACUGAAUGAACAUUGAAACUCUGAGCACACAAAACCCUCUCCAUUCUCUCCAGCUUCGAGAGAAUACAUGCAGUAACCGCGAGCCUUGGCCAGAAUGGUCCUACACUUCUGCAUCAGUGUUUUCCAAUUGUAUUCCAGGAUUCUGUCACUAUUUGACACAGCGCUGUUAUGUUCCUUUAUUUAUUACAAGUAUAUUUUUACCUUUUGUUUUUGCACACCAGUGGUAAGUAUUAUGCUAGCCUUUGCAUUUCCAGUACCUGCAACAAUUUUAGUUUUACUAUUUAUACCCCCUUUGCCGGCACAUAUCAGUAACCUGCAGGAAGAUAUGACAGUUUUGUAACAUUUCAAGUGCUUUACUUUUUCCUCUAUUCAAAACUACGUUGAAUGGUGAGCAAUGGUUUGCUGUAUUGUUAAGACAGAGACCAGAGAGUCCCAAGUUCUCCGUGAUCUGUGUUCAGCCCAAAUCAGCAAUCAGGUUAGCAAUUAUUGUAGGUCUAACAGGUCAGUGAAGAAAUGGAAAGAGUGCCAAUAUUCUUUUUGUUGUGUACUCCGUUUUUGUAAUGGAUAGGGAGGGUAUGCUGCUGUCCUUCACCUAGUAUCUUAUUGUCCAGUCUGACUGACGCGAAUACUCUUUGAUAUGCAUUCCCGGAGGAAGGACAGUGUAAUUUGGAAAUGUGGCACAACACCAGUGUACUUUCUUUAAAAGUGGUCAGAAUAAGUAAUUUGGUUGUAUUUCCUGUACAAAGGACAUGUCUCUAGAAUCAUUGCAAGAGCCCAGUGUGAUUUGUUCGCAGCCCAGUGGCAGCUUUUUAUUAUCCCACAAGGUUUGCGGACAAUGCAAGAAAAUAUACCAUUUCAUGUCCAUCUAUAAUUGUCCAUGAGAAAGUGGGGUGGGGCUGUUUUCCUUAAUGGCCCCAUUCACACUGUGAUAGUAUUUAUUGAAAGCUAUUAGGUGGAAAAUUUUGAUCUAACAAUAAGGAAAUGGAAAUGUGGUCUGAAUGAUGUACAACGUGAAGGGAAUGUGCAUGUGAUUGCGUUCCCUUGUUGUUGCUGCCUUUGCCCUUACAUUCUGCAUGCAGUUCUUUGCCAUCUUGUUGCACUGCAUUCUACGGCACAGUAGGGCCUGACCAUUGCUGUUGUUGAUGCUCCAUUUACUUACCCCUACCCUUUCAAAAUGCUGGCAGAGACACAAGAGAUUGCAGAUUCUGGAGUCUGGAGCAAAGAAUAAACUGCUGGGGAACUCGAGCAGCUUCUGAUGUUGUCUGGCAUGCUGAAUUCUUCCAGUGGUUUGGUUUCUAUUGCUAUGUUUUCUUAUUUUCUCCCUUGUAUUUAUCCAACCUUUUCUUCCCUCCAGUUCAUCCCACUGCCAUCCCUAUUCCCCUUCUGCUUCAUGCAUGGUAGAACUUACUGCACAGUGACUAUCUCAGAACAUAUCCCUUGCUAUGUCGAUGCUCUAUGCUACGUUGAGAUUUGCAGAGGAAGAAGUGAAAGAGCAAUAUCGAUCUGUGGUGUUGACUUUUACUUAAUCUAAUUUCAGCUUUAGGAAGAGAGAGGAAAGUAAAGUUUUAUAUUAGUUUACUGGUCAGCAGCUGCAAGUCAAUAAUGUACCGUUCCAGUGCUGGUGAAGGGGGUUCAUCGGUUGAGAGAUAAAACACUCAGAUUUAUAACUACUUGGGAGAAAGUAUGAUUUUAACAAUUUAUUUUAAAUGAAUUAAGUUUACCCAUGACAAGUCUGCUAAUGUAUCUCAAAAUAUCUUGAUUAUUACUUUCCUGAACAUAUUAGACAUUCUAAUUCCCUUCAUAGCUUAACAUAAACAUUUUUUUAAGCAGGAAAGUUUGACAUGACUUGUUCUUUGCAAUCGAACAUUGGUUGUAUGACCGCACCAGCAAUGAUCCAUGGAUGAUGUCUACUGAGAAUGUUUCCCCUUUCAUUGCAAACUGUGACUGAUCUAUUGCAGGGAUUUGAUUGCUGUGGCAUUAUUCUCUAACUCUGAGCACACUUACAGAAACAAUACUCUGCACCCAUGCUCCUGUAAUGAAUUUAUUCCAACUUUGUACCAGCCUGACUUUAUACUUUUUAAUAUUUGUUUUAAAUCAUAAAAAUAGAGAUUUUCA
This is a messenger RNA of Leucoraja erinaceus (little skate), 5378 nucleotides long. RefSeq names its product huntingtin interacting protein 1 (gene hip1). Bases 173 to 3208 code for a protein of 1011 amino acids. Gene Ontology annotation, molecular function: actin filament binding; phosphatidylinositol-3,5-bisphosphate binding; clathrin light chain binding. Lineage: Eukaryota; Metazoa; Chordata; Chondrichthyes; Rajiformes; Rajidae. The transcript has 31 exons. Gene Ontology annotation, biological process: endocytosis; actin filament organization; clathrin coat assembly. The record is from RefSeq and is a predicted model, not a curated record. Gene Ontology annotation, cellular component: actin cortical patch; clathrin-coated vesicle; presynapse.